AUGGCAAGGACUUACCCACCCUACGACUUCGGGAAUCGCACACUUAGCGAGACUCUCUCCUCUCUUGCAAGCUCAACACCAGAGCGUAUUUACGCUUCUAUUCCCAAGACCAAUGAUCUUGCCGAUGGAUUCAAAGAUAUCUCAGUCUCUGACAUGGAGCGCAUGGUGGUAUCCCUGGCUAGCUGGCUGGAGAGUAUGUGGGGCAGGUCGUCGAACUUUGAGACCAUUGCAUAUAUUGGGAUACCUGAUCUCCGAAGUGUUGUGUUGUUCUUCGCAGUUAUAAGGAAUGUAUAUAAAGUAAGUUCUAUCCACUGUUAAGGUCUUCGCUAAAUUUGAGGAUGAAAAGACAUUUUUUCCGUCACCACGUAAUGCGAUGGAAGCGAUUAUCAGCCUAUUAGAAGAAACAGCAUGCUCGAAGAUAAUUUAUGCAAAAGAAGUGAAGCAUAUAAUGGAACAAAUAUGCGCCUUGAGGCCAACUUCUGCGAUCGAAAUCUCUUCCUUUGAAGAAAUCUACCGAAAGAAACCAGCCGGUGCUAUCUCUCCAGCCAAACGGCCAUUUGAAGAAGUUAAAAACGAUCCAUUCCUCAUUUUGCACUCCUCGGGAUCCACCGGGUUCCCAAAACCAAUCACCAUGACCAACGGCACCUUUGCCGUACUAGACAGCGAACGAUUUCUUCCCAGUGUCCCUGGUCGUACCAACAGAGAUUUUUCAAUUUGGAAUUUCGAGGGCGGAGGAAAGUUCUUCACGGUUUUUCCGUACUUCCAUCUCGCUGGAUUUCUGUCGCUUGUUGUGAAUCCAGUGUUUACAGAAGCUUCGAGUCCGGUUAUUGGGCCUCGGCUAGCGCCGCCCAGUGGUGGUCUUAUGAAAGAUGUUUUGAGUAGGCAGGAUGUUAGAGCCAUGUAAUAUAACUCAUCUUUCUUUCACUGUAUUUCUUUUAGCUUGUACCGAGCGACUAGAGAGCCUCUUAUACUCUACUCUCCUCGCCUACACAACGCCUUUCAGAGCUGACCUAGCGUAGAUAUGUCCCACCAUCUCUUGCAGAGCAGAUGCUCACGGAGCCUGACGGAAUCGAGUACUUCAAGCGACUAGACUUCGUUUGCUACACUGGGGGCCCAUUCUCCCCAAGUACUGGAGCGAAAUUAGUACAGGUGACGGAACUCGUACCACUAUACGGCUCAACAGAAGCAUUCCAAACACCACAAUUGGUCCCAUCAGAAGAAGACUGGGCGUACAUGGAAUGGAACCCAAACUUCAAACAUCGCAUGGACCCCGCCGAAGACGGAGCAUAUGAAUUGGUGCUCUUAGCGGACUCCUCAACCGAGAAGAUGUCUGCGCUGAACCAUAACUUACCCGGAACUUCUGAGUGGAGGACACGAGACCUGUUCAUGCCGCACCCGUCAAAACCUAAUCUAUGGCAAUACUACGGGCGACGAGAUGAUAUCGUAGUUUUCUCAAAUGGUGAAAAGUUCAACCCUGUUCCUAUGGAGCAGUUUUUGUCUGGGGGAAGUGUUUUGAGUGGAGUUUUGGUAGUUGGACAAGGUCGUCUGCAGGCUAGUCUUCUUCUCGAAUCCAAAUCUGGGUACGAUCACGACGAUAUCGCUCUCCUCGAUGAUAUUUGGCCGCUGGUAGAACAAGCCAACUCCCUCGUCCCCGCUCAAGGCCGAAUCAGCAGGUCCAAGAUAUUGGUUGUUGCCCCUUCCGCAUUUGUCUGAGCAGGCAAAGGAACGGUGAUCAGAAAGCUUUCAGAGAAGAAGUUGCAAGCGGAAGUGGAUGCGCUCUAUCAGAUGGAAACGUCUCGAGUCUCUUUGACAAACAAGUUUGAGAAGUUAGCCGUCGAGGCAUUUGUUAGGGAUAUCGUGACUGAUGCGUUCACGAACACGAUUGGUGUUGAUGAUGAUUUCUUCGAAUUGGGAAUUGAUUCACUGAAGACCAGCGAGAUAAUUCGCAACUUGAGAACUGGCGCCAAACCAAUCUGUUUGUCCGAAAAUCAGGAUUGGAUUUCACAGGAUCUGGUAUACCGCUCCCCCUCCAUUUCUCAACUGUCGGAAGCUUUGUUUCGAAUGUUCACUGGUGGGAAAACAUCUCCUAAUCAACGUAACCAGCUACAAGCACAUAUAGCCGCAACUAUCGCCGAACAUACGGAGAGUUUUCCAAAGCCUUCUCCUGCUAUGACUAAUGACUCGAACGAGGCAUUGACAAUCGCACUGACUGGAUCGACGGGAUCUCUAGGGACAGCACUUCCCCGGAAACUAGUCCAAGGUCCCAAAAGGCUCAAGAUCUAUUGCUUAAACCGACGUGUCUACCAGGAGCACGAGAAAGAGUUCGCUAAUAAAGUCCGACUUUUCAAAGUCCAAUUCCACGAGAAGAAUCUCGGACUCGGAUACGAAGAUUACCAGACCCUGCUUUCGGAUGUCGACCUCAUAAUCCACAAUGCCUGGCAACUAAACCUUUCUUUGCCACUCAAGGCAUUCCAACAACAUCUUCGUGACGUCCGCAACCUAAUAGACUGGAGUCUACAAAGUCCUCGUCGCCCACGCCUCGUAUUUUGCUCAUCAGUAAGCUCGGUGAUGAACUGACCCCUUUCGAAUCCCAAUCAGCCUAUCCCAGAGACCUUGAUAAGUACCCCCGGAAGCUGUCUGGGAACUGGCUACAGCGCUUCGAAAUUCGUCGCUGAACAAAUUCUUGGUGUGGCAAGCGAACAAACCGGGCUUGACGUCGUUAUCCUGCGUCUAGGACAAAUCGUACAAUCAGGAGAUUUCUCAUUAGAUUCAACCCGACUAGAUCGCGCCUGGAUACCUGGUCUCUUUGAAACUUCUAGAACUCUUGAGUGCUUCCCUAUAGACAUCUGUGAUAUUGAUUGGCUCACUCUCGAUGAAGCUUCUGCGAUUGUACUCGAAUUAGCAAUGCAAAAGCUACCCACAUCGAAUGUUUCGAAUGGCCAAAUUCUUGUGUCUAACGUGGUCAAUCAUUCUACCUGCUCCUGGGAAGACGUCCUCCCACGUCUUUGUGAAGCUGGAAUAACUUCCAACGUCCCCGUUACUCUCACAGACUGGAGAGAGAGGCUUCAAAAUGCGAUAUCUUCUAGAGGAAACGACAGGACAAGUCUGCCGUCUUCUCAGAUCAUGCCAUUCUUCGACGCUUUGGGGAAUGGGAAACAAGGGUUGAGAUACCAAACUCAAGGGGCCAAAGAUGCGUCCCCUACUCUGGAGGCAGCUCUGCUUGUAGAUAGAGAAAAGGUGCUGAGUUGGAUAAGGUUGUAA
Hymenoscyphus albidus is the source of this 3261-nucleotide messenger RNA. NCBI's taxonomy places the organism in Eukaryota, Fungi, Ascomycota, Leotiomycetes, Helotiales, Helotiaceae. The record is from the annotation of a GenBank genome assembly.